AGGCUCGCAGUAGCGGUGACGUUCUUGCCGAGCUCAGCGGCUCUCAUUUGGGUUUUGGGCUUCUCGCAGCCUAUCCUCCCUCUCGCCCUAUUAUCCAAACGCGAGGUCUCUCUCAGGUUGCCUGCCCAUCGACAUCUCGCUCUCUUUCAGAGAUACUAAGUGAGUUACAAUGGCUUUCGUAAUGGCUCGUGAGUGGCUUGGAAUCCGGCAGUUCCCGCCUGCUACGCAGACGAGAUUGAUUGAAUUGCUCGGGAAGUUGAAGCAAGAGAAUGUGAGCACGUUGACGAUUCUAGUGAUGGGAAAAGGAGGUAUGGGGAAGUCGUCCACCGUUAAUUCCAUUUUAGGGGAGCGGGUUGCUUCAGUCAGUGCCUUCCAGUCAGAAGGGCUGAGGCCGAUUAUGUGUUCAAGAACACAGGCAGGAUUCACUUUGAACAUUAUUGACACUCCAGGUAUUGUUGAAGGAGGAUAUGUGAAUGAACAGGCCAUUGGAAUCAUAAAGAGGUUUCUUCUGAACAAGACCAUUGAUGUACUUCUUUAUGUGGACCGACUAGAUGCAUAUAGAAUGGAUACCUUGGACAAACAGGUUGUGAAAGCCAUUACAGAUACUUUUGGCAAAACAAUAUGGCGAAGGAGUUUGGUUGUGCUAACUCAUGCUCAACUAUCUCCACCAGAUGGAUUAAAUUAUGAUGACUUUGUUGCCCGACGCUCAGAAGCCCUUCUAACGUAUGUUCGUUUGGGUGGUCGACUUUCGAAAGCGGAGUUUCAGAAAAAUAGUAUUCCAGUGGUCUUGGUUGAGAACAGUGGCAGAUGCAAGACUAAUGAUAGCGGGGAGAAGAUUCUUCCAAAUGGUAUUGCAUGGAUCCCAAACUUGGUGGAAACAAUCAUCAAUGUGGUAACGAGUGGCGGCCAAUCCAUCACUGUGGAUCAGAAGUUGAUAGAAGGGCCAAAUCCAAACAACAGGGGAAAGCUGUUUAUACCCCUUAUCCUUGCCUUUCAGUACCUAUUCGUUGUAAAGACCAUCCAACGUUCAAUCCAAGAGGAUGUCAGAAAAGAAAACAAAUCUCUUUGGGAGCUUCGUGAUAUUGGGGGUGGCUGACAGAAAAAUCUGAUCACUUUCUGGUGUUUUAUUGAAUGUUUUCCAGUUUUCUAGAGUUCAGUUCUUUUAAUGCUGGCAACUUUCAUGGCAUUCGGAUUCAGAGCAGCUUGCUUUAUUAUUUUUUUUAGCAUUCUAUGAUGAAUUAGAGAUACUCCCUAUGUUGAUGCUGUUUACUUGAGAACUUUUGUAUAAGAUCUUUAUGAAAAUUUUCGUUUUAUAUGAAUUUUCUCUCACAACA
Molecule: messenger RNA, 1334 nt
Organism: Dendrobium catenatum
Lineage: Eukaryota; Viridiplantae; Streptophyta; Magnoliopsida; Asparagales; Orchidaceae
Product: translocase of chloroplast 34, chloroplastic
Exons: 8
Coding region: 170-1096 (308 amino acids)
Biological process (GO): intracellular protein transport
Cellular component (GO): chloroplast outer membrane
Molecular function (GO): protein-transporting ATPase activity; GTP binding
Source: RefSeq, a predicted model, not a curated record